Vanessa atalanta (red admiral) is the source of this 1097-nucleotide messenger RNA. RefSeq lists its product as uncharacterized. NCBI's taxonomy places the organism in Eukaryota, Metazoa, Arthropoda, Insecta, Lepidoptera, Nymphalidae. The transcript is spliced from 7 exons. The record is from RefSeq and is a predicted model, not a curated record. The coding region runs from base 91 to 1083 and encodes 330 amino acids.
CUGUCAAAGUCAUUUUUAAAUUUCUGGUUUGUACUUUGUUUAUUUUAAAAGUUACUUGAAUUUUAUUUGUUAAUACUAUAUAAAUUUAAAAUGACAAAUACAAAACAGAUGAAAAUUACAAAGUUGUUUAAAAAGGGUGCAACGAAGAUAGCAGAAGAUAAUACAGAGCUCCGAGACGAGAUAAAAGAACUAGAAAAUAAAUUAAAGGAAAAACAUAAUGAAUUUUUUCAAAUUCAAAGAAAUAAGUAUCGGAAAAAAGUUUCUCCAAUAAACAAAAAAAAAGAUACUUUUAUCAGACCGCAGAAAAUUGUCCUGAGUAACUCCGUAGAAAGCCUGAAACGGAGUCUAGAACUAAUAUCAAUGCUAACAGGCAUGGAAGUUCAAUCUUAUGUAGCGGAUGAUCAUUGCUGCAUUGUAUACCACAUGCAGCAUAGUUCUGGACAUCUUGUCAAACAUGGCCUUAGAAUUGACAUGAGUUCUGAUGGGAAUGUGGUAUCUAAAUCUUCACUUCCCGUUGGUUUCAACUUAAAGGCUGUGAUGGAAGACUUUGAUAAUGUCAUGAUGCCAGAUUGUCUUGGUUCAAUCAGAAAGGCCUUAGUAGCAUAUUAUGAUAGAUUAGAGCAAUUUGAAGCAUUGAAGAAACUAUUAAACAUAGAAGCUGAAAUGUUUAAAAUACUUGAUGGUUCACACAUGGAGAUCACAUUCUUUGCUCAGAGCCAAGUAGAAGAGGAAGAACAGUUCAGUGUUACUCUCAUACUGGACUACCGGGUCUAUGAUAUCAGGCCAAAAACUUAUUGCUUUAAGGAAAUUGAUCUACCAGAAGGAGCUUCAGAGGUACUGAAAGAGCAGUGUUUAGUUUUCAAAAGAAAGGCAUUGAACAAAGCUUUUAAGGAAACAUUCAUGAAUGAUAUUGGCACAUACAAACUUGUUCAACAGCUUGGACCUCGACGUUCAGCUCAUGAUGUCAGAAAGACAAAACGAUUGAGGCCUAACAAACACCAAUACAAUAAUGAUGAUACUUUCCUUCCUGAGGAUUGUUCGGAUCAGGGUGAUGAUGAUGAUGUCAUUGAAGAUAUUGAAUAGAUAAUUAAACUCUU